GGACCAGCUUGAACUUGAAUCUCGAGGACAACAAGAGUCUGCCAGCAGGGGGCUGUUGGCCCCACAGGGUGAAACUUCCUCUGCUUGGAAGCCAGAUAAUGACCCCAUUGAUAGCUCUCCGAAUAGUAGCGGCUACGAUAUGACAGAUUCCUUGGACGAAGCUCCUAUAGACUUGAGGACGUUGGUGUACGUGUCUAUACCUGAACAUCUCAACUGCCCCAUUUGCCAGCUCCCUUUUAUUAAUCCGUAUACAACUAUAUGCGGGCACACGUUCUGCAGGACAUGUAUUCUGGAGUCUUUCAAGUCCCCCCUCGGAAACAAGUGUCCUCUGGAUCGCAUUGAACUGAACUAUAAAGAGGACCGUCAAGAGAUUGAAGAGAAAAACUACGACGAUAUAUUCCCUGCCCCUAUUAUAUUGAGCAACAUCACGGACGACCUUCAAGUGCGAUGUUUGAACGCAUCUCGUGGCUGUAAAUGGAUAGGACCCCGCUGGUCUAUAAAGCAGCAUUUGGUGAACUUUUGUGAUCACACACGAUUCCCUUGUGAACACAUGCUAGACGAGGGACAAAUGUGCGGCCAAUUGACUGAACGACGGUUCCUAGGCGAGAAGUGUCCUCACAAGCUUUUUGACUGCGCAAAGUGCGGUGAGAAAAUAAACAUUGUAACCGAGGAACAUCACUUGAAAAACGAGUGCGCAAAGAACCUUCACAAAUGCAAUGGUUGUAAUCUGGAGUUCCCGGAGAAAAUAUUUGACAGCCACGAAAGCUAUUGUGAGAAAAUACACGUUAGGUGCCCAGGGAAGCAGUACGGCUGCGAGUGGAGGGGAAGCAGGGAGGUGCUAUCCCAGAUCCACUCUUCGGAGUGCGUUUUUGUCAAGCUGUCGGGCUAUUUCGAGCUGCAAGAAGCCAAGAUGAACGAUCUGGUCGAUGAAAACAAAACGCUCAAAUCUCAAAUUUCGACGAUACUCGACUCUAUCACACAGGGCAAGAUGACUAACCUAGGUUAUUCUUUGCAGCUGGAAGAGAUUAUGGAUCGCGAUCGCAGCACCGAUCCUAGCAGGUUAUUCGAUAGCCUGCAGGAGAAGGACUACAUCCAACUCAUGAUGGAAUUUGAGGUUCUCAAAACAGAUCUGAACCGCUUGAGGCCUUUGGCGUCGGAGUUCGAGCUGAAUAAACAACUUGUCACAGCCCUGGCCAACGAGAAUAUUCAGAUCAAAGACGAAUUACACAACCAGACAGCUGCUCUCUCUUCCAUGAGACAGCAGAUACAAUUUAUGUUGUUGGACCGGAGAAGGCUUCGGUCCAAGCUCAUAGACGGAGAGGUGGCACCCCAACCCAAAGAAUCGUCUUCUUCGGGCCGGUUCUCAAACAAGCUUUAGUUUCUCUCCAUAAGGCUGUGCAAUAUUUAUACGAUUUAAUUAAUGACUUCUUUGGACAAAUCCAAGCAUGUCGCUUACAUCAAGUCUUUGGAUGACCAAAAACAGUUUCUUGAGUACUGGCUCAGCGAGCAUCUCCGUAUGAAUGGGAUAUACUGGGGGGCUUGUGCUCUGUUCCUUAUGAGAGCGGAGCAUGAAUUUGACAAGAAAACUCUGGUGGAGUUUAUUCUCAACUGCUAUGAUUCUACCUAUGGAGGUUUCGGGGCAUUCCCUAAGCACGAUUCGCAUAUUCUUUCUACCUUGUCUGCAUUACAACUUCUCAAAAUGUACGAUGCCUUGGACGUUAUUAACGACAAGAAGCCGCAAAUACUUCAGUUUAUCAAAGGCCUCCAAUUGCCAGAUGGAUCGUUCCAGGGGGACAGGUUUGGCGAAGUUGACACCCGAUUCGUUUACACCGCCAUCCAAUCGCUCAGCAUUCUCGAAAGUCUGAGUCCCGAUAUCGUGGAUCCAGCAGUGGAUUUCAUACUCAAAUGUCAGAAUUUCGAUGGAGGAUUUGGCAUGGUGCCAGGCUCAGAGUCGCAUUCUGCGCAGAUCUUCACAUGUUUGGGGACUUUGGCAAUUACUGGACAUGUAGACAAAAUCAAAGACCGAGAAGCCCUUGAAUGGUGGCUCAGUGAACGACAAGUGGAAAACGGCGGCCUAAACGGACGUCCUGAGAAAUUGCCCGAUGUGUGCUACAGCUGGUGGGUGAUGUCCUCUCUCAGUAUAUUGGGUAGACUGGACUACAUUAACGGAGACAAACUGAGAGAAUUCAUUUUACAGUGCCAGGAUCUCGAAGAAGGGGGGAUCAGCGAUCGGCCUGGGAACCAGGUUGAUGUAUACCACACUCUCUUCGGCAUUGCAGGCUUGUCUCUGCUUGGAUACGAAGAUCUGGUUCCCGUGGACCCUGUCUACUGCAUGCCUUAUCAUGUAACCAGUUCAAUUAAGAAAUAUCCAUAUGAUUAAUACAACUCUCUGAGUUUGGCUUUUCUGGAUGAGGGAGAAUACUCCAUGUAGUUGAACUUGUUGUUGUCGAAGAACUUUCCUGGGUUGAGGACAUGACAAUUUUCGUAGAUGAGGUCAAACCGCGGACAUGUCGUGUCAGCGAGCAUUAGAAGCGUAGGAAGGGGUAUCAGGUUUAGCAUAUUAGCGUAAUUGGCAACAAGCGGUCUGAUAGAUUGGAUAAAAGGUGAGAGAUAUCCUUGGUCCAGUAAUGUCUUGACAACCUUUCUGGCCUCAAGCACGUCUGGUGCAAUCUUGGAUUUUGAAAGCUUAUCGAUCUCCAGCUCCCCUUCGUCUGCUUCGAUGUUUUCCUUGAUCUUGGAGAUGUGGCUUAUAUCAUUUCGACGAAACCGUCCUGCCAGGUCGUCGCGGACUAGUAGAACCUCGUGUGUCAAAUAGGUUAGUUUUGAUGGAUUGGAGCACCAUUCUAUAUCUUUCACUAGUCUGGUCAACCGGUUCCCGAAAAUCUUUGGAAGUUUGAAUUUGGGCCACACGGAAUUGGAACCUUUGGUGACGACUGAUGACCAGGGAUCAUUGUCGCCUGGAACAAACACAAAUUUACAGGUUGCGCACAGUUCAGAAAAUGGUUCAAGGAUGGAUGCCAACGAAUCGAAAUAAGACUUGUACUCACCUGACGAGGUGACCUGACUGUUGUAGGAGACUUGAGUCGAUGUGAAAGGCCGCGAGGUAAAGGAUCCAUUGAAUAUUAGGGCAACGGGUGUUGAAGACCCCGUUUCAAGCUCCUCGUUGAGUUUGGCUAGUAGCUUUUUCAAGCCCUCCAUCACUUUUGCAUCAGAUAGGUAUAGAUCACCCCCUAGAAAGAUAAACUUGUGGUCUGCCAGAUCCUUCUCCAAAUGCAAUAGUUUUGAGCGCAAUACAGGGUCGAUGCGUCCGCUGUUGCUGUAUACAGAAUUGAAGUCCAUCUUGCCAAGAACUUCCAGAGACGUCUCUCUUUUCUCCGCUGGAGGAUGAAUCAUUGUGCUGACAUAAAACUUGCCGCUGUUGGAGUAAAUACCUUCACAGAUGAUGAAGUUCCCCUCAGUGAAGUAGCAGUUCUGAGGAAACAGCGUCUGACCAAGUUCAAGUUCUAUCGAAUCAGUGUCGUCCUGAAGUUGCCACAAACCCAGCGCGCUCCGGGUCAGCAAUCCAAAAAGAAAGAAUCGUUGUCCGUGCCGACCCAACAAAUUCUUGAUAGAUGUAACCUGCUGGUUUUCAACUUCUUUGGGCCCGUUGCUUGUAAAUGAAUUGACAGCACUGAAGGUGGUUGGCUGGAAAUUCUCAUUUCUGAGGAGUCUAUCCUUGAGAAGAUGGAAUCGCUGAAUAAACAAGUUAACGGCAUCUUGUGUUGACGGCAAAAUCAGUUUGUCACCAUCGGCGUCGGCAGACAAAACAUCGAACUGUUUGCGCACAUGAUUAUAGCUGUAUCGUCUGUAGUUCUUGAUGUCCACAGCCUUGAAAAAAUCCUUCCACUGCACCUGCUCAAGGGCGGCAGGUUCCAGAGGGUCCUGGUGUACCUCAAAUGACUGACUUUCUCGUAGCUCGUUAGUCACGAGACCUGCCAAAUUGGUUUUGGGCUCGACAGCCGAGCUCUGGCGGCUAGCUUUUUCCUGCUUCUCUUGCUUCAAUGAAAUCUCCUUGAUCACAACGUCAAUGUUGUCCCCAUCCAGAAACAAACCUUUGUUUUGCUCUUUCCAGAGCCUGGCGACUUCCUCCAGGAACGCGAUCGUUUUAGCCCCACGCCAUUCCUGGCCAAAUCUCUUCCCCACGUACUCGCUCAGCUUCUCCAGCGCACUUGACUGAAUAUUGAGACCAUGUUUCUUCGAAAGCACGCGAUAUGCCAAAGGCCGAAGGUUGGAUGGCUUCAGGGAAAUCGGCAAAAAUGCAGGAGACUCCAUAGCAGGAUUCUUUUAUUCCGUAUCUCAAAAAAUACGCGUCUGAAAUAUUUAUUUUAUCAAAUGGUCACCUUCUCGAGGACACCAACUUCGGAGCGCGUCCGUUUUUCGCGAGACACGAAGCUCUCAGACUAUGAGAAGCGAAGACGCUCUAAUGCAGCAAGUGAGUUCUUGGAGAACAGCAACGGCUCAAACUUGAAGUCAGACCGCUACAGAUCUCCCAUCGGAUCAAGCAUCAAAACGCGCUACGAAUCGCCCAGAUCUAUUUUGCGCCCAUCCGCUCACGAAAAAAAAUCAUACGAACUCCUCGGAGAGUCGCCUAUUCGCAGUAUACCUGACUUUAAACGCUUUGAGACUGAUGAUAUCCUAAGUUCCAUCAAGAAAAAACGCUAUCCGCUAACAGACCGGCGCUCGCGUGUGACAAAGCCGAGCUUUAAUCGAGGUCAUGACGGUCUUUUGGGAUCUCUGACCUCAAUAGGCUCCAAACUUUUGCAAUCGGUGCUGUACAACGAAAAUAAAGACGUUGUGUCAGAACAAGAAAGUAAACAGGAGAUAAAACCCACUGAAAGGAUUAAGAUAGACCCUGUUGAGCCUGUUCGGGCUUCUUCCAGCAGUAUGGAACGGACAUUGAACGAGAAGUUUAGCUCUCUCGAGAGCCUUAUUCGCGAGCUAAAGACUGAAAGCAGGGAGACGGUGAUGGAUAAGCUUACUGAUCUUAAAGGUGAAAUUUUGAAUCUUCGGGCAUCUCAGGAACUGAUAAAUACAAAGUUUGAAGAAAGAUAUGAAGAGCUUAGAAUUGAAAAUGAGCUCAACAAGCGCAAGUUUGAGAAGUUAUUUACUGACUUAGAAGCCAAACGGGAUGAGCUGGACAAGGAAAAGACCGAAUACAUCAAACUCCUCCAAAAAGAGACUCGCAAGCGAUAUGCUGACUCUCUCGGCUCAGAUGACGACGAAUAUCCAAAGAAGAGACGCUAUGUAAGAGAAAAUGCACAGGACACGAUUGACAAGAUGAGAAAACGGAAUAAGCAAAUGAAUCAGAAUAUCUCAGAAAGCAUCUCUACGACGAAGAAGAUUGGUAGCAUGAUAUAAAUUAUAAGUGUAAAAACACGUUAGUGUGAGAGUUUGGCGCACCGCAGAGCUGAUUAUCAUCUAAUCUUCCCAGCAGAACUGGACUAGUUUGUCCAUGCGAACUUUCUUAGUCAUUUGGCCGCGCAUCCAUGGGUGUUCCAGCAUUUGUCGUGGACUAGGUCGUUUGCGAUUUUCCUUGGUCAAGCAGACCUUAAUAAAGUCUUUGAAGCUGGCUGACCAGGUGAUGUUUUCUUCGGGUUCGUCAUUGAGUUCUGGUUCGAACUCCAAUAUUAUCAAAAGAAGCUCAAUUGGAGAUAUUUGCAAAUUUGGAUCCUUUGUUGCAAAGGGAAACAUACCCAUUGCUCCCUCGAGCAAAGUCAGCCCAAGUGACCACACGUCACAGGUUAUUGUAUAAGGCUCAUUUCUAAUACGUUCUGGCGCCAUGUAGAAAGAGGUUCCGGUGAAGGUGGUAGCGAGCGAGUUGACCACUUCUCCGGAAACUCCAAAAUCACAAAGUUUAACGUUCCCCUUGGAGUCUAGUAAUAUGUUUUGAGGCUUGAUGUCUCUGUGCAUCACUUUCUGCUGGUUCAGGUAGGAGAGCCCUCGAAGCACACUCUCUGCCAUCUUUCCUAAUGCUUUCUCUCCGAUCCUCAUAUCUUUUUUCUUGAACUGUUUGUAUAUUGCGUCCAAGGACCGUCCUCCCAUAUAUUCCAUGCAGAUACAAAUCGACGCAUCCGCAGAGUUAAUGAAUGUUCCGUAAUACUUAACAAUAUAAUCGCUCUGGAACUUUUUGUUGUAGUUCAGUUCUCGCACUAUUUGUUUUUGAAAACUAGGUGAUGGAUCAACAGUGAUGGUCUUCAGGGCAAAUACCUGCUGAGUCGUGACAAGCUCACACUUUUUGACAGAACCUCCGUUACCUUCUCCCAGCACCUCAAGUGUGCGAAUUUGGUUGAGCUCAGCUAGCCGUCGCCAAUCUUCUUCAUCUAAAUCUUCAAGGGAACCCUUCAUUAAUUUUGCGUUUGGGUCGGUAUCUUUGCUGGUUAAAUUGAGAUUGCUCAGCUCCGUAAUCAAUGUAUCUGUGCUUUUAUUGCUCACGAUUGAAGGAUUUGAGUCUGUCAUUGAGUCGCUCGAGUGACGUACGAUGUUGUCGGAUGUGACAACCUCGUACUGUCUCACGAUAACUGGAUCUGUAGCAUCAAACUCAUUCGUGGACUGGGCAUUGUCUCCAUCUUGAAGCCGGGACGUUUGAUUUCGUCCGGACGGCGUAGAGAUUUUGAGCGAUGGCAGCUUCUGGCGACGUGAAGCAUUUUUGGGAUUUGAUCCCGGAGGACGCAAGAGAGGCGGCGCUGUCAUCUUGACAAUAUCC
Messenger RNA from Ogataea polymorpha, 6742 nucleotides. RefSeq lists its product as uncharacterized. The record is from RefSeq and is a predicted model, not a curated record. The transcript has a single exon. NCBI's taxonomy places the organism in Eukaryota, Fungi, Ascomycota, Pichiomycetes, Pichiales, Pichiaceae. Bases 140 to 1378 code for a protein of 412 amino acids.